Molecule: messenger RNA, 828 nt
Organism: Trichoderma breve
Lineage: Eukaryota; Fungi; Ascomycota; Sordariomycetes; Hypocreales; Hypocreaceae
Product: methyltransferase domain-containing protein
Exons: 3
Coding region: 1-828 (275 amino acids)
Source: RefSeq, a predicted model, not a curated record
AUGAGUCCCCCAAAUGGAGAAAAUCCAUACGAAACCUACGAUCUUGACUCGGGGUUAAAGCUGCUGCGCGAGUACAGCGGAAUUCCAGAUGAGGAUGUCAAGAACCAUGUUGAGUUGAUUAAAGAAAAAGCUAUGGAAGUGCGACAUUACCCCUGUAUUAGACGGUACCGUUUCCUGGAUCUGAUCAUGAUGAAUACAGAAGUUUAUCAAGAAGUUCUGGAGCGAGUGAAAAAUGGCGAGAAAUUUAUGGAUCUGGGCUGUUGCUUUGGCCAAGAGAUCCGUAAACUUGUCCAUGAUGGCGCACCUUCUGCCAACACAUAUGGCUCUGAUCUUUGGGGUGAAUACCUCUCUAUGGGCUAUGAGCUUUUCAAGGAUAAAGAUCGACUCCAGACUACAUUCAUAGCAGCGGAUAUCUUUGACAAUUCUUCGCCGCUUGCGAAGCUAUCCGGACAAAUGAACAUCAUUUAUGUGGGCGAUUUCUUUCACCUGUUCAAUCUUGAAGAACAAGAAGAAAUUGCUACAAGAAUCGUUCAUUUACUAGCUCCACAAUCGGGCUCAUUGGUUAUUGGAAGACAAUCAGGCGGUGAGACUGCGAUAGAAUAUUCGCGAGCUGGCGAUGUGAGUGGGAGAAAGCAAUUUCAGCACAACCCUCAGAGCUGGAAGGGGCUAUGGGACCGUGUUGGAGAUAAAACUGGAAGCAAGUGGUCAGCAGAUGUAGAACUCUGCCAAGAGUUCAAGUUCAACCCGUCUGUGACAGUCGAUACAUCAAGCGAAGUUCAACGGCUUAUAAACGCAAAGGGGUUGAGAUUUACUAUUAGGAGGCUCUAA